Messenger RNA from Mauremys reevesii (Reeves's turtle), 1191 nucleotides. RefSeq names its product chromosome 19 C9orf78 homolog (gene C19H9orf78). The transcript is spliced from 9 exons. Gene Ontology annotation, cellular component: spliceosomal complex. The record is from RefSeq and is a predicted model, not a curated record. Gene Ontology annotation, biological process: mRNA splicing, via spliceosome. NCBI's taxonomy places the organism in Eukaryota, Metazoa, Chordata, Testudines, Geoemydidae. Bases 80 to 949 code for a protein of 289 amino acids.
GACGCUGUGACUCAAUCACCGAGCGCCGGAAGCGGGGCUGAGCUGUCGAGGGAAGCGAAGGCCCGCUCGGGUGGCCGAGAUGCCGUCGGGGAAGGUUUUCCGCCGCCGGAGAGCGGACUCCGAGGACGAGGAGGAGGAUGAGCAGGUCACCGAGGAGGUCAGACUAAAACUUGAGGAAGCAAAAGAAGUUCAGAGUCUCAGAAGACGGCCCAAUGGGGUGAGUGCUGCAGCCCUGCUUGUUGGGGAGAAAUUGCAAGAAGAGACAACGUUGGCGGAUGAUCCCUUUAAGAUAAAGACCGGUGGGAUGGUGGACAUGAAGAAGCUGAAAGAACGCGGCAAGGACAGGAUUAACGAAGAGGAGGACCUCAAUCUGGGAACCUCUUUCUCAGCAGAAACCAACAGGCGGGAUGAGGAUGCUGACAUGAUGAAGUACAUCGAGACAGAGCUGAAGAAGAGGAAGGGGAUUGUAGAAAACGAGGAGCAGAAGGUGAAGCUGAAGAAUGCCGAGGACUGUCUGUACGAGCUGCCUGAGAGCAUCCGCGUCUCUUCAGCCAAGAAGACCGAAGAGAUGCUGUCCAAUCAGAUGCUGAGUGGCAUUCCUGAAGUGGAUCUGGGAAUAGACGCAAAAAUAAAAAACAUAAUCUUUACUGAGGACGCCAAGGCAAGGCUGCUGGCGGAGCAGCAAAACAAAAAGAAAGACAGUGAAACCUCCUUUGUUCCCACAAACAUGGCUGUGAACUACGUCCAGCACAACAGAUUCUAUCAUGAGGAGCUGAGUGCACCAGUGAGGAGGAAUAAAGAAGAACCAAAAGCCCGUCCACUGAGAGUGGGGGAUACGGAGAAGCCAGAACCCGAGCGGUCCCCGCCGAAUCGCAAGCGCCCACCCAAUGAGAAAGCAACAGAUGACUACCACUAUGAGAAAUUCAAGAAGAUGAACAGACGAUACUGAAAUCUGCUCAGUAGAACAGUAUGGACCAAACAUUUUGCUGGAGCUUUUAAGUGCAAGAUGUUGUGUAAAAACUCCUGAAGUGGGCGGGAUCACUUCCUACAGAUUUUUAGUAUUACCCACAAGAUUUUUUUCUCACAGUAAACUCGUAGUGAAUUAGUGGGCACAGUGAUUGUGAAAUCUCCCUUCCCCGUGGUGACUUGUAUAUAACUUAUUUUGUUAUAAAACUUUUUCUUUUGUAAAUA